Messenger RNA from Scomber scombrus (Atlantic mackerel), 2953 nucleotides. RefSeq names its product general transcription factor IIA, 1 (gene gtf2a1). The coding region runs from base 151 to 1314 and encodes 387 amino acids. Lineage: Eukaryota; Metazoa; Chordata; Actinopteri; Scombriformes; Scombridae. Gene Ontology annotation, biological process: transcription by RNA polymerase II; transcription initiation at RNA polymerase II promoter. The record is from RefSeq and is a predicted model, not a curated record. The transcript has 10 exons. Gene Ontology annotation, cellular component: transcription factor TFIIA complex.
UUGUAAAUAAGACCGCAAAAACUGUGUUUUAUUUACAAAAGUGAUGCCGGCUGUUUUAAAAUAUCGUUCCCAGUUGUUUUAAACCGUUUUUCGUAAAUUUUUGGCUCUAUUUCUCGCCUAUUUCCGUGUGGUUUUUACACUACGCGUAUAAUGGCGAGCUCGGCUAACUCGAACCCAGUGCCUAAACUAUACAAGUCUGUGAUUGAGGAUGUGAUCAGUGAGGUGCGAGAGCUGUUCCUGGACGAGGGAGUGGAUGAGCAAGUGCUCCUGGAGCUGAAAACGCUAUGGGAGAACAAACUGUUGCAGUCCAAGGCAGUGGAGGGCUUCCACACUGAGGAGCAGGCAGCCCUGCAGGCCGCUCAGCAGCAGCAGCAGCAACAGCAGCAGCAGGUUCAGCCAAUCCAACAAGUCCAGCAAGUUACCCAGCAAGCGCAGGCCCAGCAAGUCAUCCUGCCCCCCCAACAGCAGCAAGCUCCCCAGCAGCAAGUCAUUGUUCAAGAUUCAAAGAUUCUGCAGCACAUGAGUGCGACGGGGAUGAGUGCAGCAGCUACCGCAGCAACCCUCGCUUUGCCUACAGGGGUCUCCCCAUACCAACAGCUCAUCACCAGCCAAGGUCAAAUCCUGCAGGUUGUUCGUGCACCCAACGGGGCUCAGUACAUCAUCCAGCAGCCUCAGCAGCAGAUUCUCCUGCAGCAGCAAAUGCAGCCUGGUGGCGUUCAGGCCCCGGUCAUACAGCAGGUCCUGGCUCCUAUGCAGGGAGGUCUGCCUCAGCAAACAGGAGUCAUCAUCCAGCCGCAGCAGAUCGUCUUAGCAGGAAACAAAGUCCAAGGCGGUACACAGGUGAUGCAGGCAGCUAUGGCGCAGCAGCCCGGUCAGGCAGCGACAGCAGCUCAGGUCCAGCAGGUUCAGCAGGCCCAGGUUGCAGCUGCACCACAGGUCCAACAGCAGGCCCAGGCUCAGGCCCAGCCUCAGGCACAGCAGCCUCCCAUGAUGCUGCAGGUGGACGGAGCCGGAGACACCUCCUCAGAAGAAGACGAGGAUGAGGAGGAGGAGUAUGAUGAUGAAGAGGAGGAAGAGAAAGACAAGGACGGGGGAGAGGACGGUCAGGUGGAGGAGGAGCCUCUGAACAGCGGAGAUGAUGUCAGCGAUGAGGAGGACCAGGAGCUGUUUGAUACAGAGAAUGUAGUGGUGUGUCAGUAUGACAAGAUUCACAGAAGUAAGAACAAAUGGAAAUUCCACCUGAAGGACGGGAUCAUGAAUCUGAACGGGAGAGACUAUGUCUUCUCCAAAGCCAUUGGGGAUGCCGAAUGGUGAAGUAGAAAAAAAACAAACAAACAAAGCAACAGGAGCAGGAACUCUGUAACUCCUUCUAUCCAGUUAACAGACUGUUCAAUAUCCUUCCAUAUCCUGUGACUGGAUUCAUUUCAGGAAACUUCUUCUGAGUCUUUGAGAACUCUUGACAAAACCCAAAGGACUGUGAGGUACCGUACAAACCUGGGGUGUCGUCAAAAACACUCGACUAGCCUUGCACGAUGAGAAACCUACAGGGGAAGGGAAAGCCUGCGAGUAGAGCGCUCUCUCUGUUUUUUGUUUCUCUGCCUAUUUCCUGAGAGAAUUCACACACAUUGGAAAGUAAGCAUUUCACAUCGUACAGGUGUAGUGGACCAGGGUGACCUGACCUGCCCCGCCACAGGAGGUCCGAGGUCAUUCAUUAUACCCCCACCCUUUUAGAUGAAAAAACACCUUCAAAAUGCACUGUAGUCGGUUGACUGGAUUGACUCGUGUCUACAUUGAAGUCCAAACUUAGUGCCACCAGUCAAGAUUGCUGCCUUUAGAACGGCCAUAAUCAACUUUUGGCUUCUAAUUUUUGUUCUUGGAUCCUGUCUCAAUUCAUGUUUAUGAAAAAUGGUGCUCCAGAGUGUUUUAUGUAGUUAACCUGUUAUUAUUUUAAACAUUUUUUUUAAGAAUGUGUUUGAUGAAGGGUUUAAACAAAGAAGGCAAAAUUGCAUUAAUCUUAAGAUAACUAAUAAUUGUGUAAAGGCAUUUUUUUAAUCUUCUGAGUGCUGAAUCCAAAAAAAUAUUAUUCUUUUUCCCCCUCAAUCAGCUUCUCUGGAGCUUCAUUCCAACAAAAAAAAAAAAGAAAAAAGAAAGAAAAGGAGAUCCAACACUGAAUUCAUUUAAGAACUGUACAAAAUGUCUGAAAGUUUGUCCUGUCGGUGUUGCUCUUAAUUUUUAGUUUUCUGCAGCCGUCUAAAAAUUUGCACUGUCAGUUUAUCGGUGUGUCGUGAAAAACAGUCAAGUUAAUCAGUUUAACUCAGUUUGUGUGUGUGUGUGUGUGUGUGUGUGUGUGUGUGUGUGUGUGUGUGUGUGUGUGUGUGUGUGUGUGUGUGUGUGUGUGUGUGUGUGUGUGUGUGUGUGUGUGUGUGUGUGUGUGUGUGUGUGUGUGUGUGUGUGUGUGUGUGUGUGUGUCUCUCUCUCUCUACAGGCGUGUGGUGAGUGUUCACGUGUGCUUAUGCUGAUUCAUGUGUGUGUCGUCACCAUUUUUCUCUGGAAAUCUAUUUGUUGUUUUUUUUCUUUUCUUGCACACCCCAUAAUCUCAAAAUGUCACAGUUGAAACUGUAUAAUAGAGAUUUUAAUGUUGUUUUUUCUCUUUUUUAAACACUUUUUUUUUUGUUAUUUGGUGAGGGCAGGGCGGUGUCCUUUUUUUUUUCUUUCUUAUUUAUUCCUGAAAGUUCAUGAAAUGUUCUAUUUUUUGAAAGGUUGGAAAGCCGCACCAAACUGUGCUCUUAUAAUCUAAUAAGUGUUCCUUUUUUCUCUCUGUUGGCUGGAAAAAGCUACAUAACGUUGUGUUCCAAAAAAAAAAAAAAUCAUUUCGUCCACCGUAAGUUCUUUUUGUGCUUUCAUUUUAUUCAUGACUUUUAAAUGAGAAUAUUUUCUAUCGAAUGAGUUCAAC